Molecule: messenger RNA, 1653 nt
Organism: Strongyloides ratti
Lineage: Eukaryota; Metazoa; Nematoda; Chromadorea; Rhabditida; Strongyloididae
Product: Ionotropic glutamate receptor domain and Extracellular solute-binding protein, family 3 domain and Glutamate receptor, L-glutamate/glycine-binding domain-containing protein
Exons: 6
Coding region: 1-1653 (550 amino acids)
Biological process (GO): modulation of chemical synaptic transmission; synaptic transmission, glutamatergic
Cellular component (GO): postsynaptic membrane; plasma membrane
Molecular function (GO): transmitter-gated monoatomic ion channel activity involved in regulation of postsynaptic membrane potential; glutamate-gated receptor activity
Source: RefSeq, a predicted model, not a curated record
AUGACAAAAAUUGGUAAUUGGACACAAACUAAUGGAUGGAAUUUUGAUAAAAAUUUUCAAAAAACUUGGCAUUAUGGAUUAGAUAAAAAAGAACCAUUUGUUAUUAGAGCUGAUAAUAGUAUUGGGUAUGAAGGAUUUUGUAUAGAUUUAAUCAAAGAAAUGUCGCUAAUAUUAAAUUUUACUUGGACAAUAUAUGAAGUAAAAGAUGGUGCAUAUGGUGUUGGAGAUGAUAAUGGAAAAUGGAAUGGUGUUAUUGGAAUGUUACAAAGACAUGAAGCUGAUUUAUCUGUUUCUGCAUUAACAAUAACAUAUAGUCGUAGUUCUGUAGUUGAUUUUACUCUUCCAUUUAUGCAUCUUGGAAUAGCUAUUUUACUUGGAAGACAAACAGAUGACUCUCAAAAAAAUACACUUUUUACAUUUCUUGAACCAUUAUCAUUUUCUGUGUGGAUUUCUUUGCUUGUAGCAUAUCUUGUUGUUUCAUGUACAAUGUGGUUAUUAGCACGAUUUUCACCAUAUGAAUGGUUUGAUACUCAACAAAUUGAUGAAAGAGAUAAAAGUAUGGAUAAUCAUAAAAAUCAAUUUUCUCUUUUAAAUAGUUUAUGGUUUGCUGUUGGAUCAUUAAUGCAACAAGGUUCUGAUGUUAUUCCAAGAGCAGCAGCAACGAGAACUGUAGCAGUUAUAUGGUGGAUGUUUACUUUAAUUCUUAUAUCAACUUACACAGCACAAUUAGCAGCAUUUUUAACAGUUGAAAGAAUGACAACACCAAUUGAAAGUGCUGGAGAUUUAGCAUCGCAACAAAAAAUUAAAUUUGGAACUUUGCGUAAUGGAUCAACAAUGGAUUUUUUUAGAGAAUCUAAAAUACCAAUAUAUGAAAGAAUGUGGUCUGUUAUGCAAUCUAAUUCACCAUAUUCUUUUGUUAACAGUAGUAAAGAAGGUAUUGCAAGAGUAAAAGCUGGAAAUUAUGCAUAUAUGAUGGAAAGUUCUAUGUUAGAAUAUUAUAUGGAAAAAGAUUGUGAACUUCAAACAAUUGGUGGAUUAUUAGAUUCUAAAGGUUAUGGUAUAGCAUUACCUAAAGGGUCACCACUUCGUCAUAUAUUUUCAAAAACUGUUUUACAACUUCAAGAAAGAACAAUAUUAGAAGCUUUAAAAAAUAAAUGGUGGAAGUCAAGACGGGAAAUAAAAAAAUGCACUCAAAAUAGUAUUACUAAAGGAUCAUUUCAAAGUGUAUUUGGAAUUUUCUACGUUUUAUUAGCAGGAUUAAUAAUAGCUGUUCUUUUGUCAUUUGGAGAAUUUUGUAUUGAAUCAAGAGAGAACAGUUUUCGAUUAGAAUUAACAAUACCAGGAAAAUUAUUUAUGCUUUUAUUUUCAAGAAAAGAUCGAAAAAAUAAAAAUAAAUUAAAAAAUAUUCAACUUGAUGAAAUUAAUAAUGUUAGAUUAAUGUCUCCUUCUAUUCAAUUUAAUAGUGAUGUUCAAAGUGCUCUUUCAUCUUUAGAUAAUCGGUCAAUUAGUAAAAUUUCAUCAACACCACACAAAGAAUCAAAUGAUUUUUCGGGAGAUUUUAGAAGAUUAAGCCGUUUCAUACCAUUAAAUGAAGGAAAUUUAAUAACCCGUCGAAUGUCAACCUACUCUGCAAAUCGUGAAAAUAAAGAGUAA